AUGGGUGCGUUCCGCCCUGGGAGGGCAAGGUCCCUCGUCCUGGCCAUGCUAUCAGUGAUCCUGGUCUGUACGGUUUACUUCUAUUGGACCCCGACCACCGCAUCCUCUACCGUCUCCCUAGUUCCGAAUACAGCCUUCGAGGUCCCCCUCACGGAACGCCAAAAAGACUUUUGGAAAGUGCUUCGGCCGAUUUUCGAACGACACAACCCUAACUGCCCUUCUCCGGAUAAACUUGGCGAUGUGCAGGCACAGCAUUUCGAGCCAGAAAAGGAAUUAAAAAGGCCCGACCUGACGGCUCUGAGCGAGGAAGAUGAGCGGAAGAUGGAAGAAGCUCAUGCGAGCUUCAUUCAAGAUAUCAAAACCUCCGACAAGGAAUUGAAGCCUAUUCAUACCCCAGGAAAGCGAGGGUUGGUAUCUACUGCUGGUGCGACAUACCUCCCCGUGUUUGUGUCCUCGCUGCGAAUGCUUCGCCGCGCGGGAUCCACACUUCCAGUCGAACUCUAUAUGAAGGAUGCCAGCGAGCACGAGAAACGCGUUUGCAACGAAGUGCUGCCAACCCUGGAUGCGCGAUGCUUGGUAUUGGCGGAUGUUGUGGGCAAGAACAUCAUCGAGCACUAUCAACUCAAGAUCUUUGCGGUGCUGUUCUCAUCCUUUGAGGAGAUUGUCUGGAUGGACGCCGACUGUUUCCCCCUUGGCAAACCAGAGGACUUACUCGACUCCGAGCCAUUCAAAACUAACGGUUUAGUGACCUGGCCCGACUUUUGGGCCUCCUCCGCAUCCCCGCUAUACUACAGGAUCUCACGACAGGAGGCGCCAUCCAUGGCUGUCCGCCAGUCGUCAGAAACAGGGGCUUUCUUGGUCUCGAAGAAAACACAUUUGCUGCCACUCCUAUUGGCUGCCUAUUACAAUUUCUACGGGCCGUCACACUACUUCCGCCUAUUAACUCAAGGUGGUCCUGGUGAGGGCGACAAGGAAACUUUUAUCCAAGCUGCCUCGGCGCUUGGCGCACCUUUCUAUACUGUCAGCGAGAGGGUGCAGGCCAUCGGACACGCCACUGCUGAUGGCUUGUCUGGAUCAGCAAUGGCUCAGUCAGAUCCCCGCGAGGACUUUACCCUGACGCAACAAGAUAAGUGGCGUGUAAAAGACCAAGCAGUGGCCCCUGCACCACACAUCUUCUGGAUCCACGCAAACUACCCCAAGUUCAACCCCGGAGACCGGAUCUUCGGUAUGGGAUGGGAAACAACACCCACGCUAAAAGAAGAUGGCUCAGAUGGACGAGCCUGGACCGCACCGCCGGACACCGUUGCUAGGUUCGGAUACGAUGUCGAAAAGGCCUACUGGGAGGAGAUCAAAUGGGUCAGCUGUAAUUUGGAGACAGCCUUCAAGACAUGGGAGAACAAACUGGGCCUGUGCGAGAGAGUGGAGGAAUAUUGGGGCCAUGUCUUUGCUGGACCGCAUGACGACGAUCCCAAGUUCACCCUUGAUGGCUGA
This is a messenger RNA of Penicillium nucicola, 1491 nucleotides long. Its product is annotated as alpha-mannosyltransferase. Gene Ontology annotation, molecular function: alpha-1,2-mannosyltransferase activity. The transcript has a single exon. The record is from RefSeq and is a predicted model, not a curated record. Gene Ontology annotation, cellular component: Golgi apparatus. Gene Ontology annotation, biological process: mannan biosynthetic process. NCBI's taxonomy places the organism in Eukaryota, Fungi, Ascomycota, Eurotiomycetes, Eurotiales, Aspergillaceae. The coding region runs from base 1 to 1491 and encodes 496 amino acids.